UAGGGCAAAUAGUGGAAUCCAGCCAGGGCUGGAAUGCUGUGGAAAGAAGAAGACAGAGAAUACAAGAGGCUGGAGGAGAUUGUUAAAACCAGCUUCUAAGUGGGCUCCUGAUUCGUGGUGAAAUCAUCCCUCAACUCCCAGGGGGAGUCUGUUAAAUCAUGAAACUAAUUGCCAUCCUUUUCCUCUGCUCCAGGCUGCUAGCAAGUUUAACCCAAGAAUCACUCUCUAAGGAAAUUGACUGCAAUGAUGAAGAGGUAUUUAAGGCUGUGGAUACUGCUCUGAAGAAAUACAACAGUCAAAACAGAAGUGGCAACCAGUUUGUAUUGUACCGCAUAACCGGGGGCACGAAGGUGGUUAAUCCCGACACAUUUUAUACCAUUAAGUACCAAAUCAAGGAGGGCGACUGUCCUGUUCUAAGCGGCAAAACCUGGCAGGACUGUGACUACAAGAACCCUACAGAAGCUGCUACAGGAGAAUGUACAGCGACUGUGGGGAUGAGGGGGAAUAAAAAGUUCUCCGUGGCUACCCAGACCUGCCAGAUUAUUCCAGCCGAGGGCCCUGAGGUGACAACCCAGUAUGACUGCCUUGGCUGUGUACAUCCCAUAUCAACAGACAGCCCCGACUUGGAGCCCAUCCUGAGACACAGCAUUCAACAUUUCAAUAACAACUCUAAUAAUUCCCACCUCUUUGUUCUUAGUGAAGUAAAACGGGCCCAAAGACAGGUCGUAGCUGGAUGGAACUUUGAAGUUACCUACUCAAUUGUGCAAACUAAUUGCUCUAAAGAGAAGUUUCUAUUCUUAACACCAGAAUGCAAGUCCCUUUUGAAUGGUGAUAUUGGUGAAUGUACAGAUAACGCCUACAUGGAUACUCAGCUACGAAUUGCUUCCUUCUCACAAAACUGUGACAUUUAUCCAGCGGAAGAUUUUGUACAGCCACCUGUCAAGAUUUGUGCCGGCUGCCCCAGGGAUAUACCUGUCAACAGCCCAGACCUGGAGGAGCCGCUGACUCAUUCCAUUGCCAAGCUUAAUGCAGAGAAUAACAAAACUUUCUAUUUUAAGAUUGAGACAGUGACAAGAGCAACAGUGCAGGUGGUGGCUGGGAAGAAGUUUUCUAUUCAGUUCAUAGCCAGGGAAACCACAUGUUCCAAGGAAAGUCAUAAAGAGUUGGCUAGAAGUUGUGAGACCAAAACUCAUGGCGAAAUGCUACACUGCAGUGCUGAAGUUUAUGUGAUUCCUUGGGAGGAAAAAAUUUACCCUACUGUCAACUGUCAACCACUAGGAAUGAUAUCAUUGAUGAGAAGGCCUCCAGGUUUCUCACCUUUCCGAUCAGUACAAGUAGAUGAAGCAAGAGAAGGAACAAGUGUAAGUCCACCCCACACUUCCAUGGUUCCUGUACGAGAUGAAGAGCAGGAUCCAGGAAAAGAACGAGGAUCCACUAAAGGGCAUGGCUGGGACCACGAAAAGCAAAUAAAACAUGAGCAUGACCAUGACCAUAAACAUGAGCAUAACCAAGGCCAUGGGCAUCAAAGGGGACAUGGCCUUGGCCAUGGACAUAAAAAACAACAUGGCGUUGGCCAUGGACAUCAAAAACAACAUGAUGUUCACCAUGCACACCAACAGCAACAUGGUCUUGGCCACAGACAUGAAAAACAACAUGGCCUUGGCCAUGCAUACCAACAGCAACAUGGCCUUGGGCAUGGACAUCAACUCGAACUUGAAUAUGAUCUUGAACACCAAAGAGGCCAUAGCCUUGACCAUAGACAUAAAUAUAAGCAUGGUCAUGGCCAUGGAAAACAUAAAAAUAAAGGCAAAAACAAUGGAAAGUAUGAUUGGAAAACAGGGCACCUGCCAAGCUCUUCUGAAGAUAGUACUACACUUUCAGCACAGACACAAGAGAAGACAGAAGGGCCAACACCCAUCCCUUCCCUAGCCCAGCCAGAUGUAGCAGUUACCUUUUCUGAGUUUCAGGACUCAGAUCUCAUUGCAACUAUGAUGCCUAAUAUUUUACCAGCUCCCACAGAAAGUGAUGAUGACUGGAUCCCUGACAUCCAGAUAAAACCAAAUAGACUUUCAUUUACUCCAAUAUCAGAUUUUCCAGAAACAACCUCCCCCAAAUGUCCUGGACGCCCCUGGAAGCCAGUAAAUGAAAUGAAUCCAAACAUGGAAAUGAAAGAAUUUCCUGAUUUCAAUCUUUAUGAUGCUCUUUUUUAAUUUAUGCAGCCAUGGAUAGUUCUUUAACACUUCAUCAUUCCCUCUCCCCUUUGUCCAGAAACAAACAAUCCUGAUAUAAUACACCCAAACCCAUGAAGCUUCAGAAUAGCCUAGAGAGAAGUGGCGGGGCUCCCAAGGAAGACACCAUUGAUUUCUAUGUAAUGCAUAAAACUGUGCGCCAGAAUUCUAAAUCCUUUCUGAGUUUUCUAAACUAGCACAGAAAGUGGACAAAGUGCCUUAUGGCGUAAUGCAAUUUUCUUCUCUGAUAAAAAUAUGUACCUUAGGAUGUAUGCCAUCCUUUGUACAAAGAUUCUUUGAUGUCCUAAAUAAACUGUGGUGCCUGGCCCCUAAAUGCAUAUGAAAAUGGGGAAGUCAGGAGACUCACUCCUGAACUUAUUAAUUAGGUGAAAAAAAUAAAUAAAGAGUUCCAGAGAUCAAAGAGAGGCAAUAAGAGAUAAGACAAUUUGGCUAAAGGGAAGAAAGGGGAAAGCAAAUUAAUUGACUUUCUGUUUCCAGAAUGGGCUGUUUCUAUCAAUUAUGUCCUCCCACUUGACAAAGCUAUUCUGAAAGUUCCCUUUCUGGGUGAAAGUGUUUAUUCUAAGUCAAUAAUUUCUGUUUUACUCAUUAACCACUCUUGGCAACAAGGCUUUCAUAUAGGAAUUAUCUGUUUAUUUUUUGCCAAAGCUAGACUGUGUAAUCUUUAGUUUUGUUUUUUUUUUUAAUUUCAGAAUAUUACUGCGGUACAAACAUUUUGGUUACAUAAAUUGCUUUUGUAUGGUUAUAAUAAGGGUUACUGCUUUUUGAGAAAAUAAUAUAGAAGCAGACUUUCUAAAGAAACUUUUUUUAAAAUUGGAAAGGGAAUAUGACGAGAUGCGAUGCAACCUUUGUUCAGAAAUUGUAUGAGGAAAUUCCUGUCUAGCCUCAUUUUAAGAUCAUAUCAUUAUUUUCCCAUAAUACUGAAGACCUCUGAAUUUUGCAAAAGAGAAUAAUGGAUUGUCUUUCACUGUCCUACAGUGCAAGGAAGGUAUAUAUUUCAUAACCUAUACUGUAUUUUUUGCCUAGAGAAACAAGAUAUGGCUUUAAACAGCUACACUUAUCUGUGGAUACGCGUGUCACUGCCACUUCACUUUGUCAGAUGCAUUUGGGCCUCUGAGUUUUUAUUUCACUUUAAAUGUUGUCUGUACUUUUAAAUAAAGAACCAGUGAUGUCAGGAAAAAGUC
Molecule: messenger RNA, 3430 nt
Organism: Nycticebus coucang (slow loris)
Lineage: Eukaryota; Metazoa; Chordata; Mammalia; Primates; Lorisidae
Gene: KNG1
Product: kininogen 1
Exons: 10
Coding region: 159-2210 (683 amino acids)
Biological process (GO): negative regulation of endopeptidase activity; positive regulation of cytosolic calcium ion concentration; negative regulation of blood coagulation
Cellular component (GO): blood microparticle; extracellular region
Molecular function (GO): cysteine-type endopeptidase inhibitor activity
Source: RefSeq, a predicted model, not a curated record